AUGAGUUUCAACAUUGUAACCACUUUGUUUGGCUUUUCUGACAAUAACCUGAGAAAGUUAUAUUUCGGACUAGGGUUUUCGUUGACAUUUUAUAUACUGUUGCCAAGUAUUAAUGAUCUAUUUUGGAAGACUAUAAAAAAUGAACAACGUCACAUAUCAAAUGGAAGAUUGGAUAGAGUGACCUCCGGCUUGCUAAAUAAUGCCAAUGAUUGUUAUGCAAAUUCUUCAAUUCAAGCACUUGUUUCGCUUGAUACAUUCACCAAUUACCUAAACAUGUUUUUGAGAGACGUAAUUGAUGUUUCCAAAGAUUUGAAUUCUGUUAAAACCAGAUACCCUAUGCAUUUUACUUUAGCUGAAUUAAUCUCAAAGUUACAGACACUAACGUCGAACAAUCAAUCAUUCUCGACCCAACCUAUCAAGCAAACCUUAGAAUAUAUAUUUAAAAUGAGCAUCUCGAGGGGGCAACAUGAUGCCCAAGAAUUUACUCAAGCAAUACUUGAUUGUCUAAAAGAAGAAUAUAAUUCAAUUAGUUCCCACAAUCUAAGUACUGUAUUCCCACUUCAUGGACAAGUUGGAACUCAGUUAGUGUGUUUGAGAUGCCAUCAAACAUCGGAAUUAAAAUUACAAGAGUUUUUGUUAUAUGAAGCCAUAGCUCCACAAAAAUAUUCUACAACAUUGAAUGAUUUGUUCUCCCAGGAUCAAACAGAUGUUGUUAGUGAUUAUAAAUGUUUAACAUGCAUGAUGAAUAUGAUUAUUAGGAACGAAACUCAUCUUGAUCCAAAGCAAAAGGAUGAACAAUCGGACAGUAUUAAAUACAUAAACAGACAUCACAAUUCUCUAUUUAUUAACAGUGAUAUACCUGAAGAAGUAUGGAAUUAUAUAAAGAUGUAUAACAAGGGUGGUUGUAUACCUUAUUCUAAUGGAUCAGAUGUUCUCAAAAAAUCCGUAGUGGUAGAAUCCCCCGAUAUUUUAGUGAUCCAUAUAUCCAGAUCAAUGUUCAAUGGAGUAAGCACAACAAGAAAUGGUUGUCGAGUAUCAUUUGAAGAAGAUUUUAUAAUCCCUGAACAAUAUGUCAGUGAUAAUAAAUGUAUUUCUAUAAAGAAUGUUAAUUAUAAAUUGAGGUCUGUGGUCAAACAUACGGGGACUCAUUAUCAAGGCCAUUAUCAAUGUUUUAGACACAAACCUGAUCUUAUGAAGGAUGUGAUUUUGGAGAAAACAGUGAAUUUUUCACCUACAGUUAGAAUUCCAUCGACUGAGAAUUCAGUCGUAGAAGAGUCCGUUACUUCUUCUAUUCCAUCUCAAAACACUAGCAGACCUAGAAAGAGGUACAAGAAAAUAAAAUCUGUCAAUACCAAGUGUUUUUGGAAAAUAUCAGAUGCAUCCAUUCAAGAAGUUAAUUUCAACAGUGUUUUGAGCGAAACAAAGUAUGUAUAUAUGCUCUACUAUGAAAAAAUAAAAUGA
Maudiozyma saulgeensis is the source of this 1461-nucleotide messenger RNA. The record is from the annotation of a GenBank genome assembly. NCBI's taxonomy places the organism in Eukaryota, Fungi, Ascomycota, Saccharomycetes, Saccharomycetales, Saccharomycetaceae.